Hippoglossus stenolepis (Pacific halibut) is the source of this 3301-nucleotide messenger RNA. Its product is annotated as ATP-dependent 6-phosphofructokinase, platelet type. Gene Ontology annotation, molecular function: identical protein binding; 6-phosphofructokinase activity; ATP binding. Gene Ontology annotation, biological process: fructose 6-phosphate metabolic process; fructose 1,6-bisphosphate metabolic process; canonical glycolysis. The transcript has 22 exons. NCBI's taxonomy places the organism in Eukaryota, Metazoa, Chordata, Actinopteri, Pleuronectiformes, Pleuronectidae. Bases 170 to 2551 code for a protein of 793 amino acids. Gene Ontology annotation, cellular component: cytoplasm; membrane; 6-phosphofructokinase complex. The record is from RefSeq and is a predicted model, not a curated record.
GUGACCACUGCGGUUCUACUCCAGUAUAUCUCCACCCGUCUCUGACUCCCGGCGGCUCCUCACUCACCCAGUGCGUCUUUAUCCAUUUUCAUUAUUAUUAGUAUUAUUAUAAGGACCAGAGCACAUCUUCCUCUUCCUCCUCCUCCUCUUCCUCCACGCACGCACUCCGAUGGCGGUCGCGGCGGCACCGAAGCGGCAGGACACCCGCAAAUUCUUCGAGAAUUUGUCCGGCGCCGGGAAAUCCAUCGCGGUGCUGACCAGCGGGGGGGAUGCUCAAGGCAUGAACGCAGCCGUCAGGGCGGCCGUCCGAAUGGGCCUCUACGUGGGGGCCAAGGUCUUCUUCAUCCACGAGGGCUACCAGGGGAUGGUGGACGGGGGCGAUAACAUCGAAGAGGCGUCGUGGGAAAGCGUCUCCAGCAUGCUGCAAGUGGGGGGCACGGUCAUCGGCAGCGCCCGCUGUAAAGAGUUCCGUAGCCACGAGGGCCGCCUGAAGGCCGCUCACAACCUGGUGAAGCGCAGCAUCACCAACCUGUGUGUGAUCGGAGGGGACGGCAGCUUGACCGGAGCCAACCUGUUCAGGGAGGAGUGGAGCAGCCUGCUGGACGAGCUCCUGCAGAAAGGUCUGAUCGACCAGGAGGCGACCCGCGCCAACUCGGAGCUCCACAUCGUCGGCAUGGUCGGCUCCAUCGACAACGACUUCUGCGGCACCGACAUGACCAUUGGCACCGACUCGGCCCUGCACCGCAUCAUAGAGGUGGUGGACGCCAUCAUGACCACGGCUCAGAGCCACCAGAGGACAUUUGUUCUGGAGGUCAUGGGCAGACACUGCGGAUACCUGGCCCUGGUCAGUGCCCUGGCAUGUGGAGCAGAUUGGGUCUUUAUCCCUGAAAUGCCACCUGAGGACGGCUGGGAAGACAACAUGUGUCAGAAACUGUCUGAGAACCGCGCUGAUAAGAAAAGGCUGAACAUUAUUAUCGUAGCUGAAGGAGCCAUAGACGGCCACAACAAGUCUAUAACUCCUGAUUACAUCAAGGAACUGGUCGUCCGCUGCCUGGGGUUUGACACCAGGGUCACCAUCUUGGGUCACGUGCAGAGAGGUGGGACCCCCUCCGCCUUCGACAGGAUCCUGGCCAGUCGUAUGGGCGUGGAGGCCGUGCUGGCGCUGCUGGAGGCGUCUGCCAACACCCCGGCCUGCGUCGUGUCCCUGGUCGGCAACCAGGCUGUUCGACUGCCACUUAUGGAGUGUGUGCAGAUGACCCAGGAAGUGCAGAAGGCCAUGGAUGAGAAGAAGUUUGAAGAGGCGGUCCGACUGCGUGGGAGGAGCUUUGAAAACAACCUGAGAACCUACAGGCUCCUCUCCUACCGGAAAGCAGACUCUGAACUUCCGAAUAGCUCCUUCAACGUGGCCGUGCUGAACGUCGGUGCACCGGCCGCCGGUAUGAACGCUGCCGUGCGUUCUGCCGUCAGAGUGGGAAUCACCGAGGGCCACAAAAUGUUCUCGGUCAGCGACGGCUUCGAGGGAUUCUACAAAGGACAAAUCAAGGAGAUCAAGUGGGGCGAUGUCGGUGGCUGGACGGGACAGGGGGGGUCGCUGCUCGGGACCAAAAGGACUCUUCCGGGAAAACAUCUGGAUAAGAUAGCUGAGCAGAUGAGGAUCCAUAACAUCAACGCCCUGCUCGUCAUCGGAGGAUUCGAGGCCCUCGAGUCCCUGCUGCAGCUGAACGAGGCCCGAGCAGACUACGAGGAGUUGUGCAUCCCCAUGUGCAUGCUGCCUGCCACCAUUAGUAACAACGUGCCCGGCACCGACCUCAGCAUCGGCGCCGACACGUCCCUCAACGCCAUCGUGGAGACGUGUGACCGCAUCAAGCAGUCGGCCAGUGGCACCAAGCGGCGGGUUUUCAUCAUCGAGACCAUGGGGGGCUACUGCGGCUACCUGGCCACUGUGGGGGGGCUGGCUGCCGGGGCGGACGCCGUCUACAUCUACGAGGAACCGUUUGACAUCCGGGACCUGCAGGCCAACGUGGAGCAUCUGACGCAGAAGAUGAAGACGAGCAUCCAGAGGGGCUUAGUGAUCAGGAACGAGAACUGCAACGAGAACUUCACCACGGACUUCAUCUACCAGCUGUACUCGGAGGAGGGUCGGGGCGUGUUCGACUGCAGGAAGAACAUCCUGGGUCACAUGCAGCAGGGAGGAGCUCCGUCUCCAUUCGAUAGAAACUUCGGCACCAAAGUUGCUGCUAAAGCGAUGCAGUGGAUCACACGGACGCUCAAGGACUCUUACAAAGGAGGACGAGUGUUUGCCAACUCGGAGGACACCGCCUGUCUGCUGGGGAUGCGUCGCAGGGCGAUGGUCUUUCAGCCCGUGUCCCAGCUCCGGGACGAGACCGACUUUGUCCACAGGAUCCCGAAGGAGCAGUGGUGGCUGAAGCUCCGUCCACUCAUGAAAAUCUUGGCCAAGUACAAGACGAGCUACGACGUGUCCGACUCCGGACAACUGGAACCCGUGACCCGGGUCCGGCCCAGAGAGAGCGACACCUCGGCCGCCAUUUGAACAGACGACGCCGCCGCCGCCGGUCAAGAGAUUCACUCCGACGUGAAAACAGCUUCACAAAACCGUGAUGGCUCCUCACACCAGGACUGAUUGACAAAUAAAUUAUGGUAGAUUUUAAAAGGCGGAUGAUAAUAUUAAAAGGUUCAACGUGUGGUUCAGUCACUGCAGCUUUCAGACGGGGGUCGUCGAUAUUUUUGAUUUUGACAGAUUGGUCUUUCGGGAAUAGAGCUUUUCACAUAGUUUCAACAAGCGAGUCUUACCAACUUUGAUUGGGGGAUCUACAAAGUUAAUAUAUACCUAAAUAUAUAUAUAUAUAUAUAAGCGCUCCUCAUUAUGAACUGUAAAAUUCAAGUUCUGGUCCUGAUGAUGUAGCUUUAUCUAUUUAUUUCUAAGACGCUAAAGCUGAGCGAACGUCCAUGUUGCAUAAAAACAGAAAGCUGGAAUCGGGUAAUCGCGUUUUUAAAUGUCGCUUUUGUCGUUUUUAUUUCCCACUGCACUUUGAGCCCCGUGAUCAAUGUAACUCCCCCGAAGCUGCUUAUAAAAGAGAGAACGUGCCCGAGGAUCAGACUCACGAGACCUGUUCGCAAAAACGUCAACCAUUUGUCUUUUUUCCUUUUAAAACCUUUUAACCCCACGUUGUUGGAAGUGAGGCAGAGAACGGUGGGAAACUGAGUCCAACGUUAACCUUUGUGCUCGCGGUGCUUGUGUGUCCUUGUCAGAGUAAUAAAUCAUGUACUGUGUGGAAAGUUA